CAACAUGGUGAUAUAAAUUUAUAGUAACGAUACAGAUAUUGUUACAAUAUUAGGGAGAAAUAAGUUAAUUAUAUUUGUAAAGAAUUUUUUAAUUAUAUUUCUUUUUAAAUGACAGAUGGAGCAUCAGUCAUUAAAUGACAUAACAGUAUUUUGAACUUUUAGCGAUUUUUGGAUUGCGAUUUUUUAUCUAUCGCGGAAAAGAAGAGGCCUAAGGUAAUAGGAAGUGUAGCACAAACAGCAGACUCUGAAGUGGUGAAUGCAUGGAUGUGGUGGGGAUACGCAGCCGUGUACGUACACAGAUGCGACGACUCAAAGUGGAAGAGAUAGCCAGUUUUGUCUGGGCGGUGGGGCAGGCGAUUUACGUGGUGGGAGACAGAAGAGGAAAGGGUAGGACGGCCGGGGGCGGGCGCGCGCCACAAUUCAACGAGAACAGCCGCACUCGCCACAUCUGGCGAGCAACUGCUACACUAUCAUCUCUAUGUCAAAAUCGGCUCUAGUUUUCUUUAUAAUUUCUUAAUGUCGUAAAUAAGUAAUUUACAUGAUUACACGAUGAAAAAGUAAUUUAUAUAAAGAGUAUUAGAUUAGACAGAAAAAAAUUAUCGAGGUUUCCUAAUACUUUUGAUUAUUAUAUAAGACUGCUGAAUGAUUAUAUUUUUAUAACACUAUUUUCUACUUGGACAAUACUAAUUUCAAUAGUGUAUAUAUUAAACAAAAAUUUUCUUUUUUCUACACACUUUUGUACAAUUCUGAGAAGAUGAAACUCAGUAAAUUGAGUGCAUGCGAAAAAAGAUAUAGCAAAAUGAACUUAAAAUCCCAAAAUAAAUUUUGCUUAACGCAAAAAAUUCAUUAAAAAUCUUAUCUGCAACAAGCAUAGAGAGCUCCGCCUCCUCAGCCGUCCCCCUCCUCCCUGUCGCUACCCGGUGUGCCCCCCGUUUGACCAACUGGCUACUACGUCACACAUGCUUCUGCUUAGAGCCGCGAACUCUGAAGGCUCUCUCCUCUCGGCCGGCUCAGUCGGUUCAGUGAGUUACGAGUUGCGUCCGGGUUCGCCGUACGAGCGAUAACGGGGGCGUCAAUCGAAUCGCGAUUGGGAGAGGAUUCCACCUCGUGCACGUUCGUUCCCUCCUUGUCUUUCUCGGCUAUAGGCAACAGGUUUGAAUUUAUGGGACAAUAAAGAGUGUGGUGCGUAGUGCGCGUGUCUCUGUCUCUCUCUAUCUCACACUCUCUUUUUCUUUCUUCUUUUAUGCCUUUCUUUCCCGCUCUAGGCCGCCCUUUCUCUCCCGCAAGACAUCCUGUCCUUUCGUUGUGAAAAGAGGAGUGAGCGGCGAAGACUAUCAAACUCUCAUAAAACUGUCAGCCGCGGCCGCCGGGCUGACUUAUGUGCGCUCCUUCCUUAGUUGCGGUUGGAGAACCACGCGCUUUCAGGUUUUGAGUCUGUGCUUUUCGCGCAACGAUUCCAACGAUUGCAGAUUUCUUAACGAAAGAUGAAAUGCGCAAUUCCCGCGGUCUCGAGGAAAAGCGGCCGGAAGUGAGUACAGCAUGCUCGCAUCUCCGAGUCGUGGUCCCGCGUUAGAACAUGCGUAUACAGGAAUUUGCACUUUUGAAACAUACGAUUCUACUGUUUUCUGAUCAAGAAGAGAUAUGAUACGUAUGAUAUCGAGCAAAAGGACGGAUCCAAAACAAUGAAAUCAGCAGAGAUACGACGAUAUUAAUGGGCGAAUCGUUUUCGGUCGAUCAGUAGGGAACAAUCGCGCUUUCGUGUGCCGUACCACCCCUUUUCUUUUUCAUCUGUCUUCACCGCGAAGCUAUACAGUAGGGGGCGCGUGCGCGCGUAGCCCCCCUCGCAAAGCGGACGGAAGACUGCUUCUUGGUGACGUCGCGGCUAGAAGGCUGCAGAGGAGAACGAGAGAGCGAUCGAGAUACUUCUCCCCCACCAACAGUUUCAGGGCUCCCGAAUAUCUCUCCAUUAGCCCCCCUGACGGUGCUAUCCCCUCUCCUUGACCCCUCUUGCGCCCUCUUUCUCUCUCUUACGCACACCCCUCUCAUCGGUUCCUGUCACGUCGGGUAGGAGCCAGGCAACACCACCACACGACGAGCGCCAGCGGCACCGGAGACUCGACGGAGACGCAAGGAACGGGGUUGAAGAAUCGUACGCCGACGGAGAGACCAAUCAAGGUUUGACGAACGGCAGGGAUUGGUCGAGGCGCUCCUCUGACACGCAGAGAGCGCGGGCACGUGACAAGCUACCGCACACACCGGCCCUCCGCUGGAUCGUGGCGAGGCCUUCAGUACGAUACCAACCACCCUUCGCGCACGCAACAGGAACGGCGAACCGCGCGAUACUCUCUUCACCCUCUGUCGUGGUGAUAUGAGUACGAGCCUCCUUGGUGGCCGGACGCCUUUGUCGUUUCCGCGAUACAAAAUUGUCUGUUUAGUGCAACACACCUGUGACAUUAGUUGAAGCGCUAUUAAUCACCGCGUGAAUUAAUUCUGUUGCCUUGCUUGCUGUAUGUGUUACUACGUGUUACUACACGUAUGUUAUUUCAUUGAGAAGGAACUUUACAAGGUCAUUUUCAAUGGGGCACCUCGAUAAGCUGGUCGUUACGCGCUACUGCACGGUAGGUCCACACGAGUUCUCUGUAGGUAAUCGCGACUCGUGAGGUCGUAAAGAAGCAGAAGACAGUUUUAUAGCCCAGGCCCACGUGGCCCUCGUAAACUUGACUCGCAGGUCGGCUCGAAUUCAGACUCGACCCGCCUGCCACCAGUCGUCUGCCUCUCUAUUAGUUCUGAACCCCUCGUUCAUUAUCGAAUCGCUUAGGGACGUGUUUCUCCGACGUGUAACAGGUCGUGAUAGCUGUGAAACGUUCGACAAACAAGUGAAGCCUAUCGCAGAAACCGAUCACGUGUGUCGCGCGAUUUUCAGUUGUCGCGAAGUUACCGGUACGAUGACGGGUUUUUAUAGCUAAUGACGGCGAACGUUGAUCGUCGAUCGUUCAGCGCAACGUAAUUGGUGUAUUCGUGAAUGAUCGUAACGCAGACGUGCAAAAAGAUUGGUACAGUGACGUCGACGGCAGGUGAAGGUACGUGAAGAAUGAGUUCCUAUCAAUUCGUCAACUCGCUCGCAUCAUGCUACGCGGGUCAACAACAGCAACAGCCGAGACCAACACCGAAUUCGCCUGGAGAACCGAUGCAGGCAGCAUCGCCAGCCGGUGGAGACUAUUAUAAUCCGAAUGCGGCGUCCACCAGCUAUCCAACACCAUGCUAUUCGCCGCAGCAGCAUUAUCCUCAGCAUCCUUACGCCACACCGGCAUCGGGUAUGCAGCAUGCAGCACCAACUGGGAUGAUAGACUAUACCCAAUUACAACCGCAACCUCGGCUGAAUGCGACCACGACGUCACAGCAACAUGGUAUGCACGCUCAGCAUACAACGACCUCGCAACAUCAUCAGCAACCGCAUCAUCCUCAGCAACAGCUUCACACGGAUCCAACGACACCUCUUCUGCAGGGUACCUCAGCACCGUCAGCGCCGUCAACAUCCAGCUGUAAAUAUGCCGACUCGACAUCGUCCACCGGCGUGGCAUCACCUCAAGAUUUGACCACGUCCACUUCGAGGAAUAGCCCGACGCCCUUAGUGGCACCUGGCACGAGUAAAGCCGGGUCAGGAUUGACUUCUCCACCUGGUAGUUCGUCAAGGUCGUCUGUAGCUGCGUCCGCUGCUUCACCGCCCAGUGGUAGCUCAAGGGGUGUCGGCGAGGGAAAUUCAACGCUCACAACGGCAUCUUCCGCUUCGUCGCCAGCUUCUUCCACGUCUAGUACCUCCAGCACGGGUAACAAUUCAUCCAACAAGGGGAAUGCUUCCGGUUCUAACCCACCACAAAUAUACCCGUGGAUGAAAAGAGUUCACAUUGGUCAGAGUACGGUGAACGCGAACGGCGAGACGAAGCGACAGAGAACCUCGUACACCAGGUACCAGACCCUGGAGCUGGAAAAGGAGUUCCACUUCAACCGCUAUCUGACGAGGCGGCGUCGCAUUGAGAUCGCGCAUGCUCUCUGCCUUACGGAACGUCAGAUAAAGAUCUGGUUCCAGAAUCGGCGUAUGAAGUGGAAGAAGGAACACAAGAUGGCGAGCAUGAACAUCGUGCCGUACCACAUGUCGCCGUACGGGCACCCUUACCAGUUUGCGCCCCACCCCGGCCAGUUUGCCCACUUGGCCACAUAGGACGAGUUCUCGCCCGCUGAGCUCGGAGCACACGCUGUCCGGUUUCCCGGGAUGUACGGCGAGCAGAACUUCUAAAGGCUUUUUCCGCCUGAGACUCCGCGUUACGUCACGGAUCCGUCACGUGACACGGCGGGGUGUCGAGGGAGGACUUCACUUCCAGUAGGACACGUGGUGCGUUCCGCCGCGUUUUGCCGCAAUGCGCCGAUGGUUGGCGACGGAUUGUCGAGCCGAACAAGUCCCGAGAGAGAUCAUGUGUAUCUCUCUCUCUUGCCCUUUCCCUAAUGUUAAUAAAACGUACUUAAAUUAUUUCGCGUGUCGUUGGCGCUCGCGCCUUUUUCAGCCUGGAGCAAAAGGAGAAGGCGCUCUCGCCCAGGCUGAACAAAGACGAUCCGUGUUCCCACUUACUUUCGGCCUGCGGACACGCAAGCACCGUCACUGUACGAGGACUAUUCGAAGUUGAAGGAAAGCCGAAAUUUUCUGCACACGUAAUGCCGUACAUCCGACUCAAUAGACUGGACGCGCUCCGAGGGACUCUCACGCAUGAGAUUAUAAAAUAUUGAUAUUAAAGCGGAUGAGAGGCCACCUCAGCGGGUGAGAUAAAACCGAAUCUCUAAUUUAAGAUAUUAGAAAUUAGCGAUCUAAGUAAUUCAUCAAAUAACAAAUUAAUUAAUUAUAUCUCGUCUAGCUGCACACUGUUUCAUUUUGAAUCAACCGAAACAAUAAAUUGUAAAAGAAUCUGCUCAUAUAUCUAUUUAUUGUUUCUUCUUCUUUGCGUUAUUUUCUAGUUUGGUCCGUUUCUUUUGAACGUAUUCAUAAGAGAAGACAAAAGACUCGGAAUAGACUCAAGAGAAACUAUUUGUACAUUAAAGUCACCGUAUCAUAUAGUUUAUAGGACGCGUAUUAAUAUUCGAGUUAUUCCUCACUGGUUCUAGAAAGAAGAAGUGACCUUUAGAAAUCCGCGAUUGCGUAUAAAUUAUGCUGGUAUUAACAAGUAUUUUAGAAAAUAAGAAACGAUUGAGGCAGAUACACAACAACUACAUUAAUAGAAUAAUGAUUCGAGAGGAUGUCCUUACAGCAUAAUUCGCACGUGGUUGGAAAAUAAUAUAUUUUUUGUUGUAGUCUACAAAAUUGAAACGACUGCAUAAUUAAAAAUCCGUUAAUUUGUGGAUUUUUAAUAAGAAAUAUUUUGUAUGAUUUAUACAUAUUUUAAUUAUUUUUACGUCACGAAUCAUAAUUACGUAUAUUAUAUGUGUAAUUAAAAAUUUUUAAUUUGUGCACAUUUUUAAUAUUUGUCACAUCAAAUGAUCUGGAAUGUUCAUGUUUCUCACAUCGCAUUAAUUUAUAUAUUAUGUCAUGCAAUACUAAACGAAAUGUAAAACUAAAAAAAAAUCGUUAAGAUAUAUAAAAGUCUACUUUAUUUGAAAUCAAAAUUACCUUUCGAAUAUUAAUUUUCGUAUCAUAUCGAUCUGUCUUUGCUGUAUGACCUUACGACCUUACGUCAUCAACGAAACGGUGGGCAGCUUAGGCCCAACAUCUCUCUCUGUACAUAAUUUGCAGCGUAAUGUAACCAAUGUUUCCCCGGAGCAGUCACGUUGUUCCUAUAUUGUGAAUACAUAAAAAGAUCUCGUGCAGAGAAUCUAAUAUUCAAUUUUAUUCUACCGCGUCAAGCAUUUUAUCGCGAUCGAUAGUGGAUUACUAUCUCUGUUCUACCUUUCAUUGUCUCAGUUUUCCUUUUUUUUGCGUAUCAAUUGUAGUAACAUUAAUCCACAUAGGAACUCGUUAGUUUCUCUGUAUAACCAUAGCUAAAAUUCGAAUUAUUGAAUAAAAAGACGAAAAAAAAGAUGUUCCGUGAGAGAUAGAUAACCCCAGAUGAGUGUAUCUGACUUCGAUGGUGCAAUGUAGCGCUGGCUAUCUAACGCAAAUUGCAUGCACGUGCCGUCUGAUUAUGCGUAUUUAUCGGCACAAGAUAUACAUAGGUAUGCGGUUGGAUGGUACAGAAAAAACGUAUUAACCCGCACAUGAAUCAGUGAAACGAAGAUCCAGUAAGAAGGAUUAAAUGUCAACUAGUUAACCGGGAAACACGAGCGCAAGUGUGUAAACUAAUUAGCUAGUACUCGGGUAAUUGAUUAUCUUGUGAUACGAGAGAGGAAGAAAAAGAGACAGAGAAAGAGAGAGUGCAUGUGUAUAUGUGUGUGUGUGUGUGUGAGAGAGAGAGAGGGAGAGAGAGAGAUAACGGUGAAUCGCUCUCUAAUGCUUAUUGAAUUGUCAUAACCGCGCCGUUACGCGAUGCAAAUUCGGAAGAAUACAGGGAAUUUAAUAUGUCGAGAAUUCUAAGCGACACAAGCGCGAAAAGAAACAAAUAAAGAAGAGAUCUUUUAACUAGACUAGUAUUGAAUUGUACAUAAUUAUUAAAUAUAUGUAACUCAAACCACACGCGAUAUUGAAUGAUGUUAUCAUCGUGUACGAGGCGUUGACGAAAGAAGAUUCUUCUUUAUUGUACAAAUCGCCGAGCUAGUGAAUGAAAUCUAGACGAAAAGCUGCUACAACUUCUUUCCGCCUUGAAUUGACUGAAAUAAAUGGCAUGAUUUCGACCUAAUAAUUUCAAGAUGACUCGCACAAGAUGCACAGAAGAGUACUCGUUUCUUACUUACAUUUGCUACCAAGAGCAACGUAAUUUCGUUAUCGCCUGGUACACUACAUGGAUAUUUAAAUAAAGCAUAGUGAGGAUUAUUAUAUUAUUAUUAUUAUCAUUAUUGAAAUUCUUGAUAUAUUAUCUUUAUUAUUGUAUUGAGAGUGAGUCUGUUGCUAACGACUUAGCCCAGUGUUAAUAAUUGUAUUUUAUUUGUUUCGUUAUUAUUAUUUUUUUGUUGUUUACGCCGCGUGUCGUGCAACACGCACCUUCCGUACCUAUGAAUGAUGUGCAUAGAUAAUGCAAGAUCUGCGUUACUCUUUUACACGAGAUCCAUCGCGGGACACCGUAGUUGUGCUAUUUCGAUGCUUAUCGAAAAUCGAUUCGUCGGUCGGUGUCGGUCAUAGUCUACGUAGUCUGGCAUGAGAGAUGAAAUGAAAUGAGAACUACAAAUGUGUUUACUAUUUAUUCGCCAGGUGCAAAGAAACUGCGUUCUGUCCAGAUUAAAUUAAGCUCAAGUAUUACGUUCGCCUAGCGUCAUCCAGAUGUUAUUUCAUUCCAUGUAAUAUACGUAAUAGUCUAACUAAAAAAAAUACUUACUUAUUACGUCUACGUAACCUAGAGCACCGUACGUGUAAGGUCGUAUAAUUAUAUAAUUUAAAUUGUAAUUAUUAAAUAUGGUAUGACGUACAGGAA
Messenger RNA from Ooceraea biroi (clonal raider ant), 7544 nucleotides. Its product is annotated as Sex combs reduced. NCBI's taxonomy places the organism in Eukaryota, Metazoa, Arthropoda, Insecta, Hymenoptera, Formicidae. Gene Ontology annotation, molecular function: RNA polymerase II cis-regulatory region sequence-specific DNA binding; DNA-binding transcription factor activity, RNA polymerase II-specific. Gene Ontology annotation, cellular component: nucleus; nucleoplasm. The record is from RefSeq and is a predicted model, not a curated record. Gene Ontology annotation, biological process: positive regulation of transcription by RNA polymerase II; anterior/posterior pattern specification.